Molecule: messenger RNA, 783 nt
Organism: Grosmannia clavigera kw1407
Lineage: Eukaryota; Fungi; Ascomycota; Sordariomycetes; Ophiostomatales; Ophiostomataceae
Product: myb DNA-binding domain containing protein
Exons: 3
Coding region: 1-783 (260 amino acids)
Source: RefSeq, a predicted model, not a curated record
AUGGAGCAAUGGCAGGUCGGCCCUGUGCCGGAGUACAUCUAUGGCAACUCCACAAACCACCCCAACGAUAUGCACGCGCAGCACCAGUAUCAGCAGCACAUCCCGGCACGACGAAAUGAACAGAUGGACUUCCGCUCAUAUGCACCGCAAACCCAAGCACCGAACCAACCGCAUCACGGUCCGCCAGUUCCACCACCGAUGAAUGUUGCUCAACAGCACGCUCAGCAGCAUGCCCAACAACAUAACCAGCAACAGCAACAUGCACAGCACCCCCAAACACCGCAUACUGCCCCACAACAGCCUCCCAAUGCCGCCGUGCCGCCUCCUGCCUCGGCUCCCGUCCCUCAACGAGGACGCAAGCGGCCAAAUCCUGCUACAGCCCCCACACCAGCAGCUUCUGCAUCUCCUGUCAUCCCCCCGCCCAUUCCGGCCGUGACCGCCUCUGCUCAAGGGGCUCCGUCCGGCACCCCCAUCACGCCUGUCGCUUCUGUUACAGCAACACCGGCUGUCCCAGGUGCCGCCGUCGCUGUAUCGGCAAAUCCAGUGAAGGUUGCGCCGUCAGAUAGUGCUAGUGGUGUGACCCCUACGCCUCCGCCAGCUAAAAAGAGUCGGACCAACACACCUUGGACUCCGGCUGAAGAACACAGGCUCAAGCAAAUGAGAGACGCAGGCAGUUCCUGGGCUGAAAUUGCAAAGACUUUCCCUACGCGCACGGAGGGAAGCGUUAAGAAGCAUUGGUACAAGGUUGGUCUCUUCCUAAGAUUUUGCAACGAACGAGCAUAG